GACACGAUCUAAACGAAGAUGCUUCUUUUCGAACAUCUUCGACCGUUCGUUUGCUUUUGUCAAAUGUUUGGAUUAAUUCCUUUCUUUGUUGAAAACAACAAUUCGCCCAAAAAUAAUUUCAAAAGGUUUUCCUUUUCCCUACGUCAUCCCGUCUCUUGGUGGUUCUUUUUCUUGUUCGCUGUUCAAUUAAUUAUUCCAAUUUUGGAUAUCUAUGGCGUUUUAGCACUGAUUCAUCAAACGAAAGUGCCCUCUAUGUUUAUCGGCUUCGUUCUUCAUGACCACGUAUUUUUGAUAGUAUUAGUUGCCAUGACUCGCUAUGCCAUUUCAAAAUACCCUUGCCUACGUCGAGCAAUAUGUUUAUUACGUAAGGUGAGUAAUGAAUUACUAAUCGAAAAUGAGCCGGCAGAAUUCCUCUCUGGCUUGAAAAUCCGCGUGAUUGUUGGAAUUUUCGCUGCAGUGGUUUGUACUGUCGCCAUAAUUGUUUCGAAUUUGGUUUUAUUCCCGUCGAAAUUGAAAUAUGAAGGGACGAUUUUUGCUGUGUUUAUCUUGAUAAACCGUAGCUUCAUGGUUAUGCUGUUAAUGAGCUCCUUUUUGCUCGCAUACUUUUGCUACUAUAUCGUCGCUUGUUACAUUCGCCUUCUAGCCUUGGAUAUGAAACGGCCGUUUCGAUUAACGCCAGUAGAGAAAAUCACAGGAGCGAAAGCGAAAACUAUUGCUUGGAUGCAAGUGAAUGAUACCAAGACUGUGCUGAGUUGGAAAUACAAAUUGAAACAAAGCAAAAGAAUAUUCGGAGAUUUAUGCAAGACACUGUCGGAACUGAAUAAAGUGUUUUCCCUCCCGUCGUUAGUGUUUUUGACAUUAAGAUUAAUUUCGUCAGCUUUCAGUUUGUACGUCACCAUUUAUGGCUCAUUAAGGACCGACAAUGCAUUCAUUCAAGCUUUGGCUCCAGCAUGCGCUGUUAGUUUCACGACCGGCUUCUUGAGCAUUUUAGUUGUUCUAAAAGGUUUUGAAAUGCCCAUACUUGAGUUCAAACAUCUUCGCCAGAAAAUCUUUAGCAUUUUAAAUGAAGAGCCUGACAUUCAAAUGGAUGACGAAUUCGAGGCCUUGUCUUUUCUCCAACACGUCUCAGAGGGACGUGCCCGUCUGUCAGCGGCCGGACUUUUUUCUGUCGGCUUGAAUCUCUUGCCAUCCUUAACGGCGUCAAUCAUUACCUAUCUAAUUAUCCUGCUUCAGACAAGACUGGUUUAGUUCUUCUAUUAACCUAUGACAAGAUCUGGAAACAAUUAGAAUUGAAUUCUACUUUGUCUCUAUCCAGUUAUUUUGUGCUAUUCUUGAACGGUCAUUAGAAACAAUAGAAAAAUUGUAUGAUGGUUUUUGCGUUACUGUUUCCCAAAAU
Molecule: messenger RNA, 1396 nt
Organism: Daphnia magna
Lineage: Eukaryota; Metazoa; Arthropoda; Branchiopoda; Diplostraca; Daphniidae
Product: putative gustatory receptor 28a
Exons: 6
Coding region: 19-1248 (409 amino acids)
Biological process (GO): sensory perception of taste
Cellular component (GO): axon; neuronal cell body; membrane
Source: RefSeq, a predicted model, not a curated record